This is a messenger RNA of Gossypium raimondii (Peruvian cotton), 2180 nucleotides long. RefSeq names its product probable receptor-like protein kinase At1g11050. The record is from RefSeq and is a predicted model, not a curated record. The transcript has a single exon. Gene Ontology annotation, biological process: protein phosphorylation. Gene Ontology annotation, molecular function: protein kinase activity; ATP binding. The coding region runs from base 87 to 2033 and encodes 648 amino acids. NCBI's taxonomy places the organism in Eukaryota, Viridiplantae, Streptophyta, Magnoliopsida, Malvales, Malvaceae.
CCUUUUAUCUCUGCAACUUCAUCUUCUUCCUCAUAUUAAUAUCACCAAAAAAAAAAAAAAGUAAGAAAAAAAAAACCACCCAAGGAAUGAAGAUCAUCAAUAGUUUAAAGUUUUCAAUCUCGUCCCUUGUUUUCCUAUCAACCCUUUCAUUAACCAUAGCUGCUUCUUGUCCAAUGGAUCUCAACUAUGUAACGAGAGUCCCAUGGAACUCAACUGUUUGCCGUGAUUUUCACCCUUCAAAUUCAACACCCAAAGCUGAAAUCUCGAAGCAAAACUGUUGUGUUUCACUGUUAUCGGUCUUCGGCAUUGGAUUAGCCGAAAACCUUAAAGAAACCAGUCUUUUUCAGCUCCCUGAUUUGCCCUCUUCCGUUUCAUGCCUCCAUGAUUUCCAGUCCAAGCUCGAUUUGCUUUCUCUCCCUAACGACGUCGUUUCCCUUUGUUUCGAGCCGGCCCAGUUCGUGAUUACGCCUGAUCUUUGUGCCGAGAUACAAACGACUAAAGAUUGGGUCGCUAAAUUAGGUCAAUCCACGGUGUUAGACCAAGGUUGCAAAGCUGAUCUCGGUGAUUUAACGGCGUGUGAUACUUGUCUCCGUGCUGGUAACGAGGUUCAUUCACGGUUAAUGGCUAUCGAUGGUAAUCGCUCACACGGUACCGAUUGUUUCGAUUUCAUUGUUCUUUAUGCUGCUGGGAUUGUUAAUGAAUUUGGCCCUGAAAGUGAUGGGACUGUUUCUUGUGCUUUUUCUUUAACAUUGAAUAAAAAAUCUGGUUCUAAUAACAAGCAUUCAGCUCUUGUUUUUGGCUUAACAGGAGCUGGCGUAGCCGUUUUUGUUACUAUUAGUGUAUUGGGUUUUUACUUUUGGUAUGAAAAACGAUUUGUGAAGAGAAACAAUGGCGGUUCUGGUUCUAAUUUUUAUGAUUUAGAAGAACAAGGUUCUAGAACUAGGUUAAGGCCUAAUACUGGUUCAAUUUGGUUUAAACUCCAUGAUCUUGAGAAAGCAACUGAUCAUUUUUCAAGUAAGAAUUUUGUAGGAAGAGGGGGAUUUGGAUUUGUUUUCAAAGGGAUUUUACCAGAUGGAACACUGGUAGCUGUUAAAAGGAUCAUAGAAUCUGAAUUUCAAGGUGAUGAAGAGUUUUGCAAUGAAGUUGAAAUUAUUAGUAAUUUGAAACAUAGGAAUUUGGUUCCUCUUAGAGGAUGUUGUAUGAUUGAUGAUGAAGAAAUCGAACAUUAUGACGACGGUGAUGGUGAAAAAGGGAGUCAAAGAUAUCUUGUUUACGAGUAUAUGCCUAAUGGAAACCUCGAUGACCAUUUGUUUCCGUCGAAAUCGGGUGUUAAACCGUUGAGUUGGCCUCAAAGGAAGAAUAUAAUCUUGGAUGUGGCAAAAGGGUUGGCUUAUUUGCAUUAUGGAGUUAAGCCUGCUAUAUAUCAUAGAGAUAUUAAAGCUACUAAUAUAUUACUCGAUGCCGAUAUGCGAGCGAGGGUUUCGGAUUUCGGGUUAGCAAAACAGAGUAGGGAAGGCCAGUCUCAUUUAACGACUAGAGUUGCUGGGACUCAUGGAUAUUUGGCUCCUGAAUAUGCUUUAUAUGGUCAGUUGACUGAGAAGAGCGAUGUUUAUAGUUUCGGUGUCGUUGUUUUGGAGAUAAUGUGUGGGAGGAAAGCUCUUGAUUUGUCUUCGUCGAGUUCGCCGCGUGCAUUUUUGAUAACGGAUUGGGCUUGGUCUUUGGUAAAAGCAGGGAAAGUUGAGGAAGCUUUUGAUCGUUCGUUGAUGGAUAGUGAGGAUUCCGUGAACUCGAAUCCAAAAGCUAUAAUGGAGAGGUUUUUGCAUGUUGGGAUUUUGUGUGCUCAUGUAAUGGUAGCCUUAAGACCUACCAUUUUGGAUGCAUUGAAAAUGUUGGAAGGUGAUAUUGAAGUUCCCCCAAUCCCGGAUCGACCAAUGUCUCUCGCUCACCCUUUGUGUUACAGUGACGGCAAUGCAUUUAGCAUCUCACCUGCAUUAAGUGGACCACAACUACUUAAAGGAGACAUGCUCAGAUAAUCCGACAUGUUCACUAACCCAGAGAAGAAGAGGGCAUGUUCGAGUAUGCUUCCCGGUGCCGGUUUUAUCAGGCUUUUUCAGACAAAGAUGUCCUGAACAUACGAAGAUCCAAAGAUGCAUGUAUCAAAUUGGUCGAUUGGCAUAUAA